Messenger RNA from Kockovaella imperatae, 934 nucleotides. RefSeq names its product phosphoribosyltransferase-like protein. Gene Ontology annotation, cellular component: cytoplasm. Gene Ontology annotation, biological process: 'de novo' pyrimidine nucleobase biosynthetic process; pyrimidine nucleotide biosynthetic process; pyrimidine ribonucleoside biosynthetic process. Gene Ontology annotation, molecular function: orotate phosphoribosyltransferase activity. The record is from RefSeq and is a predicted model, not a curated record. The transcript has 3 exons. NCBI's taxonomy places the organism in Eukaryota, Fungi, Basidiomycota, Tremellomycetes, Tremellales, Cuniculitremaceae. Bases 99 to 869 code for a protein of 256 amino acids.
GAAUGGAAUAUCUCGACGGUCUGGAAUUUGCGUUUCUUCCCCUCUCUAGCCUCUUCUGAUCCGUUCGGAACACUAUCAGCAGUGGUCCUCGGGAUCCCAUGUCCGGUCCAUCGGGCUGUUCUAAAUUUUCCAGGUCCACCUCCACCGUUAAAUCUAUAUCUAUACACCGAGCAUACCUAUCUGCUCCAUCAUUGUCCACCAUGGCCCCGUUAGAUCCCGCCAAGAGGGCUUUCAUUGAAGCUGCCAUCGCCAACAAUGCUCUCUUAUUCGGCAGCUUUGAGCUGAAAUCUGGCCGUAUAUCGCCAUACUUUUUCAACGCUGGAAACAUCUACAGCGCAUCGUUGAUCGACGCUGCUGCUACUGCUUAUGCGAAUAUUCUCACCUCUUCCCGUAUACCUGAAUUUGACGUACUCUUCGGGCCAGCUUACAAGGGUAUCCCACUGGCCGCUGUGACUGUCGUCGCAUUGGCGAGGGAACACAAACGGGAAGUCGGUUUCGCAUACAACCGGAAGGAGAAGAAGGAUCACGGAGAAGGAGGCUCUCUCGUCGGCGCACCGCUCAAAGGCCGUAUAGUCAUUAUCGACGAUGUGAUCACCUCUGGCAAAGCUGUUCGCGAAGCCAUCGAUAUCAUCGCCUCGAGCCCAGAAGCCAAACUUGUGGGGAUCGUUCAACUCAUUGAUAGACAGGAAAAGGGCAGAGACAGCGAUACGAGCGCGAUUCAAGAGGUGGAAAAGGAAUUCAAGGUCCCCGUCGAACCUAUCAUGGCUGUAGGUGAUAUCCUCAGCUAUCUCGAAGAAAAGGGAGGGAUGGAAAAGGAAUUGGAGGCUGUGAAAGUGUAUCACGAGAAGUACGGAGCUGUCAGGCAGUGAGAAGAUGUUAGCCAGUCGGUAUGUAUUGCUGUCCACGACCGCGAUGUCAUGCAUGAGGUCCGCGC